Molecule: messenger RNA, 3138 nt
Organism: Penicillium arizonense
Lineage: Eukaryota; Fungi; Ascomycota; Eurotiomycetes; Eurotiales; Aspergillaceae
Exons: 4
Coding region: 1-3138 (1045 amino acids)
Source: RefSeq, a predicted model, not a curated record
AUGGGUUCUAUAGGCCUCCAGAACCGACUGCUGUGCCGUGUUGUCGAUGAGCUGGCGGAACGCAGACCAAAACAGCUUUUCUGUGUGCACCCCAUUUCCUCUGAUAUCUCUGCAGGGUGGCGGAAUAUCACAUUCAAAGAUCUUGCCGGGGCGGUGAACUACGCAGCCUGGUGGAUCGAGAGAACCGUUUGCCUGCACAAAAAAUCUGAGCCCUUGGCUUACAUGGGUGCAAAUGACAUCCGCUAUAUGAUAUUCGUACUGGCAUGCAUGAAGACUGGACAUGUGGCCCUGUUACCUUCCCCAAGGAAUUCCGAAACCGCAUUCCUACACGUCCUCAGCAAAACGGCAUGCUUCAAAUUCGUAUAUAGCGUUGAGAGACGGACACAAGUCCAAGGUCUCCAACAGAGACAGAAAGACAUCCAAGGAUGGGAGAUACCUGGGCUGUGGGAAAUGUUUGACAAUGGCGUGGAAAUAUAUUUCUACAAAAAGCGAUUUGGAGAUGUGGAGAAUGAUCCGUUGGUCAUCAUUCAUAGUUCAGGAACAUCCGGGCUUCCGAAACCGGUUUACUUGACAAACGGGUUUUGGAGUGUCAUGGACAACCUGCCUUCUCUACCAGUUCCACCAGGCAGGUGUGGUAGCGCGUUGAUGAGUCCAGCCAGAGAAGGCAAAUCUUUCUUCACGAUGGCUCCGUUCUUUCACCUGAUGGGUCUCUAUUUACCUACACAAUCCAUCUUUCACAACAUCCCUUUUGUUCUAAGUCCAGAAAAGCCAAUGACAGUGGAUCUGUUGGCUCGCAUUCUGGAUGAAAACGCCCCAGAAAUGGCAAUACUCACACCGUCUCUCAUCGAAGAGUUGGCCUCAACCCAAAAAGGGUUGGAUACGCUCAAGCGGUUUGAAAUGAUCCUUUUUGCAGGCGCGCCGCUGUCGAAGGAUGUUGGUGAUAUGCUAUGCAAGGAUAUUGAUUUCCAAACAGGCAUGGGUUCCAGUGAAGCUGGGUUUGUUGCCAAUUUAGUAGUCAGUGACAAAGCUGACUGGCAGUAUUUCGAGUGGAAUCCGGCAUAUGGGGUUGACAUGCAGCACAUCAUGGACGGAACAUACGAGCUGGUGCUUCAAAAGGGAGAAAACCGUGAUUACCACUGCAUUUUUCACACCUAUCCUGAUAUCCAGGAAUAUCGAACGAAGGAUCUUUUCGUUCAACACCCCACAAAGCCCAGUUUAUGGCGAUACAAAGGGCGUCUUGACGAUGUUAUCGUGCUCAGCAACGGCGAGAAAUUUAACCCGAUCGAAAUGGAGAAGGUCCUUGACGGCCACCGUCUUGUGUCUAGAGCUCUUGUUGUCGGCCAAGGCCGAUUCCAAUCCGCUCUGCUCAUCGAACCAGUCUGGCAUCAGUGGGAUGAGUCAUCCUCCUUGAGUUUCUUCAUUGAUGAGAUUUGGCCAACUGUCCAAAAAGCAAACGAGAUUGCACCUAGCCAUGCACGGGUUUUGAAAACCAAAAUUGGACUAGCCUCGAGAGCCAAGCCUUUCAAAACCACCCCUAAGGGCUCCAUUCAACGUCAAGCUGUGGUCAAGGAUUAUGCGGAAGAGAUCGAUGCCAUAUAUGCCCUUUCGGACGAAGAAUACCUGGGUGUAAUUCCUCAAAAAGCAUCCCUGGAGGAUAUCAUGCGAUACAUCCAGUCCAUCGUGUCCGGCUUGCUCUCAGUCGACCAUGUUGGAGAGACGAGCGACAUUUUUGCCAUGGGCCUGGACUCGCUGCAGACCCUUCAGCUCGGCAAGACCCUGCGAGGAGCCGUUCGUUCUCUCCGACCUGAGAGUGAUUUUCAAGCAAUUGACAGUCAAAAACUAUACUCCUAUCCAUCGGUUAAGCAAUUAUCGGAAUAUAUUUACUGUCUUGCGCAUGGUGACGAAACCGGUGUUGAUAUGGGAACCGAUGACGACUCACGAAGACGUGCGAGGAUUGCCGCGCUUGUUGAGAAAUACACCAAAGAUCUGCCCCAAACUCGAGUUACUGAAUUCAGAAGAGAUGGCAACCGUGCCGUUAUUCUAACAGGCUCCACUGGAUCAUUGGGGAACUACAUCCUGAGCGAACUUACCAAAGAUCCUACUAUCUCGAAGAUUUACUGCCUUAAUCGGUCAGACGAUGCUGAAACGAGGCAAUUGAAAGGUUUCGAAGGAAAGGGGCUUGAGAUACCUCCAAAUUUCGUUUCCCGUGUUGAAAUUUUUCCGGCCAGAUUUGGUUCCGAAAAACUUGGCCUCCCAGACCAGGUGUAUGAGAAACUAAAGAAGUCGGUCAGUACCAUCAUCCACAAUGCAUGGAAGGUCAACUUCAACCACAAAGUGGAGGCCUUCGAGGAUACCCAUAUCCAAGGCGUCCGCCGGUUGGUCGACUUUUGCAUGGAAAGCACCAACAAACCACAUCUCCAUUUCAUUUCGUCUUUCUCGACUAUCGGAGCCUGGAGCCAAAAGCACGGCCCCUCCGUCCCAGAAAUCCCGCUAGAAGAUCCGGAUGUGGCCACGCGGCAGGGAUAUGGAGAGUCUAAAUAUGUUUCUGAGCGUAUCUGUGCAAUUGCGUCUGCCCGUUCAGGAGUGCCGACCAGCAUUUACCGAGUUGGUCAGAUUGGAGGACCAACUGCUGAAAAGGGUCUCUGGAAUAAGCAGGAGUGGCUGCCCUCUCUCGUAGCAACCUCGAAGACACUCCAGCAAGUCCCCAAUAGCUUGGGAACCAUGCCAGUAGAUUGGAUUCCAGUGGACUCGCUCGCCAAAAUUAUUGUCGAAAUCACCCAAUCCCGACAGAGUACAGAGAUUUCACUGCGUUGUGCGGCUUUCCAUCUCGUCAACCCUUCGGACGCAUCUUGGAAGACUUUAAUUCCCACUAUUCAAAAGUACUACGCGGUCGAUCCUGUCGAUCUGAAUAGCUGGCUGGAAUCCCUUGAAGGGUUUAGCAAUCCCACCGAAUCUGACCUCCAGGAUAAACCGGCACUGAAAAUCAUUGAUUUCUUCCGAGGACUGAUAGGGAAGCAGGGUCCUCCAAAUCCUCCUGCGGAGACUACGAGAUGUCAGGAGGCCAGCCAGACGAUGCGUAGUCUCGCACCAAUCGAUGCUGCUUUGAUGGGGAACUGGCUGAAGCAGUGGGGCUUUUAG